Molecule: messenger RNA, 1299 nt
Organism: Solenopsis invicta (red fire ant)
Lineage: Eukaryota; Metazoa; Arthropoda; Insecta; Hymenoptera; Formicidae
Product: SAP domain-containing ribonucleoprotein
Exons: 7
Coding region: 350-1114 (254 amino acids)
Biological process (GO): poly(A)+ mRNA export from nucleus
Cellular component (GO): nucleus
Source: RefSeq, a predicted model, not a curated record
CUUCUUCGAGCAAUCGCACGACGCGAUUAAGGGGAAAAAAAUAGAAUAAUCUCUUCAAAUAAUUACAAGAUAUCAUACAAUUCGUUUUCUCGCUUUCACGGCAUUCAUUCUCAAAGUUGUUUUUCACGGCGCGUGUUCUUCGAUCGAUCACGACUGCAUUUGCGAACGAUUGCAUUCCUGUGCAUCGUAGCUGUUGAGGCGUAUAUACAUACGUCGUACCGUUCCGUUUACGUGAGGGUUACGGCAGGUACGGCAGCGUGCGAGACGCGGUGUUGGAAACGAGCACUCGUAAAUGGUGAUGAGAUGCUAGAUCGUCAGUAACUUACUUGUUACUUAGGGUAAACGCACCAUGGCCGACUCGUCCUACGAGAAAGGUUUGACCGAGCUGUCGAAGAUGAAGGUGGCUGACUUAAGAGCUGAAUUGAAACAACGAGGACUACCUGCUACAGGAAAUAAAAACGAAUUAGUAGAAAGACUUCAGCUAGCAAUUCAUGGAGAUGCUGCAUUGUCCUUGGAUGAAACUGCGGAAGAGAUUUUAGAUGAAGAUGAAGUUCUUGGCGUUAGUGAUGAAGAAAUUGAAGAGUUAUCCAGUAAGCCAGAUUCACAGGAGAUCCCUGAAAAGCGAAAAUUGUCUAUAGAAAGCAAUAACCUAAAUACCAAUGCAAAAAAGAUAGUGCUGAACCGCAAACCUGUAUUGGAGGAAAUAAAGAAUGAUCAAGUGGAGAAGAAAGAAAACAAAGGAGCCCAAUCAUCUGAAGACAUGCCGCCAGAGAAAAAGAUUAUCAAACUAUCGGAGCUCAGCACGAAAGAGAGAUUAGAGAUGAGGGCUAAGAAAUUUGGAGUACCAUUAUCAGAGUCAGCAAAGAAGGAGGCUAGAUUAGCUCGUUUUAACGUUAAUAACCAAAAUAACAAAUCGGCUGCAUCCAUAAAGACACCCGUGCCUACUACAUAUGAAGUACUGAAGAAACGUGCAGAAAGAUUUGGAAGCUCGGUGUCCACUUUGAUGGAGAAAGCUGAAUUGGCUGAACGUUUGGAAAAAAGAAAAGCUAGAUUCGGUGAAGUAAAGCCCACUGAGAAUAAAGUAUUUAAGAAUAAAAUUAAGAUUGUUAAAUGAUACUCGGUGUUAUAUACUAAAGUGACGAUCUAGAUUACAAACCUUAGUUUAAGUUUUCUUAUUUUCAAUAAAGCUAUUAUAUACAUAUGUAAUACAUAAGAAGAAUGACUUAUUGAGGUACUUGAAUGCACUUCAAUGUACUUCUUAAUACCAUUAUCACUUCAGUAUUAAAGCAUCCAUACUUC